AUGCUCAUCUGUGCAGUGUUGCUAUCUUCUGAUAUCUCGUUGUCCAGCAGGACGAGCAUCUGGAACCUGCGCAGUAAGCGUCAGCUGGCUCGUGUGGUGCCCUACCCCCUCAAGCUGCCUGCAUCGCUCGAGUCAACGGGCCUGCAGGCUCUGCGCUUCGGCAACCCCUUCGUGCACGUAGCGCACGAGGGGAAGACCUUCGACUGCGUCGCCCUCAAGAACGCCAUCAGCGCUUGCAAGGGGGACGUCCUCACGUUUGACGAGUUCGACGGCACUACGAUCGCUCACCGCCAGAGCUUGGUGAUGCUGAAGACCGUGGCCGUACAGCUGGGGGGGGGGGGGGACCUCCUGCAGUCUGCCGUUGUGGUCAACGCCUCCGGCGGAGCACGAGCGGACCAGCGUCUGGGCGGCCUUCAGCAAGACGAGCUCAACGAUGACCGGGCGAAAGUACCACUUCUUAUCCGCGGUGCCGACUCAGGUGCAGAGUUCACGCGCUCGUCCCGAAAAUGACAGUAGGCUGGAGGCGGACAAUGAGGAAUCCUUGCGUUGGAGCCUCGUUCAAUGAUCACCUACGACAUGGGCAACGGCGUUCUCUGGGUGCUCGACCUUCUACUGCAGAAUAUAGGAUUGGAUUGCACUUGUUCAUGAUUCUUUCAGCGCUGAUGUUUUGAGAGUACACACCGCGUCGUUCGAAUGUAUAAUGCAUCAUCUCCGUUGUUCGAAUGCGCCGUCUAUACCACCUACGCACCGUCUAUA
Molecule: messenger RNA, 756 nt
Organism: Schizophyllum commune H4-8
Lineage: Eukaryota; Fungi; Basidiomycota; Agaricomycetes; Agaricales; Schizophyllaceae
Exons: 2
Coding region: 1-510 (169 amino acids)
Source: RefSeq, a predicted model, not a curated record